AUGGGCAGCAGCGACAGCAGCAGCAGCAGCAGCAGCAGCAAUGGCUCCUCAUCUAGCGGCGGCAUGACGAUGAUGGGCGUCUUCCAGAGCACGACGACCAGCCCGUUGUACUCGGCGCGGUGGACGCCCGCCAGCACCGGCGCGUACGCGGGCACGUGCAUCUUCCUGAUCGCCCUGGCCGUUGUCUUCCGCGGCCUGCUGGCGCUCAAGGCGUGGCAGGAGGCGCGCUGGCUCGACCGCGAGCUCGACCGCCGCUACGUCGUCGUCAACGGCAAGGCGCCGCUGGCCGAGUCGCUCAGCCGCGACUCGCUGGCCAAGAGCGCCACCGCCGUGCUGAGCGAGAACGGCGUCGAGGAGAACGUGCUGGUCGUGAGGCGGCGCACUACCCGGGCCCGCCCCUGGAGGCUGACGGUCGAUCCGGUUCGCGCGCUGAUCGAUACCUUGAUCGCGGGCGUGGGAUAUCUGCUAAUGUUGGGUGUCAUGACCAUGAAUGUCGGCUAUUUCCUCUCAAUACUCGGCGGCACGUUUCUCGGGAGCCUUCUUGUAGGGAGGUUCGUCCUGAUUGCCGAACCACAUUGA
Molecule: messenger RNA, 579 nt
Organism: Thermothielavioides terrestris NRRL 8126
Lineage: Eukaryota; Fungi; Ascomycota; Sordariomycetes; Sordariales; Chaetomiaceae
Exons: 2
Coding region: 1-579 (192 amino acids)
Biological process (GO): intracellular copper ion homeostasis; copper ion transmembrane transport
Cellular component (GO): plasma membrane
Molecular function (GO): copper ion transmembrane transporter activity
Source: RefSeq, a predicted model, not a curated record